CACCACCACGAUAGGCACUAUUCCUCGUCAAUAGCUCUCUGUCUGGCAAACCUGGCAAGGGUUUCAUCGGGUUGACCUUGAUCAUGCUCACGCUUAGUCCUGGUUCGGUUUGCGAUGUGUGCGCAGAAGAGUACAAUCCGCAUUGUGUUCCUAAUUCCAUUCCAUGCGGUCACAUUUUCUGCUGGAGUUGCUGUAAUAAAAUUGUACAAAAGACAUCGCCUCGUCUCCAAGCUGCCUGCCCUUUCUGCUCCGAGCAUUUCAUUUGUGGUGAUGUGCAUUUGCUACACAUAAACUUUCCAGGGAGCGGAGGGGUUACUCCUCGGUGGCAAGGUGACCUCAACGAGGCUCUUCACCACCGCUCCCCAUCACGAGGGGAAGAUUUGUCUUCCUUAGUCGAGCCGAGUUUCUUGCGCAUACGUGCAGAGGCUCGUAGAUUGGAGGAUAAGGUGGCCAAGGUAGUCGCAAGAGAAUGUUCAGUGGAAGAGGUUUCGACUCUUUACAAGGAGCUAGAAGAGUGGUUGACUAAUGGCGAAUAUUCCAACGUCCAGUCAUAUUCAUUAUCAUCAAGUGCUGUGCUGCUUAAGACCAUUUUGACGAAUCACAUCGCUCAUUCGGAAGCUACGAAGACGGCAAAGGGAGUUGAGGCCAUCCUAAAAGGGAAGCUAGACGACAUGGAAUUGAAGGUCAGCAAGUUAGAAACCAACCUAAAGCAACAACAAGCACUCUAUACCCAAAAAGUGCAAGAAUGCCAGGCUCUUCGAGCAGAGCUUACCCGCUGUACCCUUAAGUCCGCUUACUCUCGGGCUACAAAUUUACCUGCCCGCCCCAGCACUGCCGCUUCAACUAGAUCAAGUGAACGUCACCAAACAGUUUCUUCAUCUGCAGCAUCCUCAUACAAAGAACCAGCUAUCCCCCCCGUGCUGCCGCGCUUCGCAUCUCUUCGUUCUCGAAGUGCCUCCGCUUCUGCUGCUGGAGUCCAAAAAUCGACGACCCCCGCACGCACGACGGCACCAUCAAUUAGGUCUCAGACUUCAACGAAAGCGUCGAUGCUGUCAGUCUCGCUUACGUGCUACGUCCCCAAUUCCCCUAUCAAGACCACGGACUAUCUCCGUCUCACCCUCAAGACAUUCUACGACGCCCCCUCAAAUUAUCAAUCGACCGAGCUCCGAUGACCAGGAGAGGCCACGAGAAAUGAUUUACGAACGAUGGUUGCCGGCGCCAGACGUGACGUACAUCCUGCCAAUGGGCAAAACCACCCACUACCCAAAGGCCGCUGCGACGUUACCUCAAAUGACCACACC
Molecule: messenger RNA, 1301 nt
Organism: Suillus fuscotomentosus
Lineage: Eukaryota; Fungi; Basidiomycota; Agaricomycetes; Boletales; Suillaceae
Exons: 5
Coding region: 84-1172 (362 amino acids)
Source: RefSeq, a predicted model, not a curated record